UUCAUAGAGUGUAGACGUAUAUCUGAGCGCAACAAUCUUUUGCACGAACUCAAUCGUAUUUGAAAAUAUUUAUUCGAUCUAAUAUUUAAACAAUGAUUAUAUAUUUAGGACUUCUGUUUGGCUGUCUUGGUGUUUAUUGGACAUACGUGAAACUUUCGUCAUAUAACAAUAAACUGAUACCUAAAAUACCAAAAAAUUUUAAUUUAAAUAAUUUCAGAGUGUGCUUUAAAGAAUUGUCUAAAUGGCUUAUAUAUGCCGGAGAAUAUAGUAAUGAUGUCGGUGGUGUAUCAAAGUUCAACUAUGGACCCGUUGUAGUAUACGUUGUAUCAAACCCCGAAGACGCCUCAACUGUAUUGACUAGAUGUACGUCCAAGUCGUUUGUGUACGACCUCAUAAAACCGUACGUCGGUAGUCAACUGAUCGCAUCCGACUAUCCAGUCUGGAAACGCAACCGACGUCUUCUGGACCUGGCUUUCAAGCAGAACAUCUUGAAUGGAUACGUAGCUAUGUUCAAUAAACGAGCUGACGCUCUCGUGAUAGAUAUGUCCAAGGAAAUAAACAAAGAGGUCGAUUUUACGCAUCUGUUUAGUAGAUAUCUGUUGGGAACCGCUUGCUAUACAACACUGGGCGUGAACGUGAACGACCAAGAGGUAUCUAUAGACAGCUAUCUUAAGUCCGUAGAUAAAUUAAUAAAAAUCAUGUUAAACAGAUUUGUACAGCCCUGGCUUCUUUUAGAUUUUGUGUUUAAAUUUAGUGAAUUGAAAAAAGAACAGGAUGUAGCCCUGGAAAUUGUGCAGAACUUCUCUGAAGAGGUUAUACGAAAGAAAAAAAUGCAAUUCGCACUAAACAGUGACAACCCUGGAGAUGUAGACGAAGACAACGCGGAGAGUCUUCUGGAUAUUCUAAUUAAGAAUAGAAAUGAAGAUGAAAUUUCUGAUAGGAAUAUGAGGGAGAUAGUUGAUAACGUGAUAUUGGCCGCUUACGAUUCCAACGUGUAUAUGAUGCUUUAUAUAUUGGUCUGUAUUGGAAGCUAUCCUGAAGUGCAAAAAAAAGUCUACGACGAAGUAAUCAGUGUAACAGGACAAACAGACAGGGAUAUUACCCACGAGGACUUGCCUAAGUUGGUUUAUCUAGAGGCUGUGGUUAAAGAAGCGAUCCGCCUCUAUCCAGCCGGGCCUAUUGUGGGGCGAGUCACGACAUUUGAUACCCAAUUAAAGGAUUAUGUACUGCCGGCCGGCUGUCAGGUCAUAGUUCACCUUGGCGCCAUAAACCGUAACAAGGAGCACUGGGGACAAGACGCGGACGACUUCCGACCAGAGCGCUGGUUCGACUCCCUGCCGAAACAUCCGGCUGCAUACUCCAGCUUUUCUCCUGGAAGAAGAAGCUGUAUUGGCAAAUCCUAUUCAAUAAUGUUGUUAAAAACUAUGGCACUUAAGAUAAUCAAGAAGUUUUACAUAAGCAGUGAUGAUAAAAAAUUGGAUUUUGAAUUCGGACUGUUUUUGAAACCUAUCGCUGGACACCACAUUAAAUUAGAACUGAGAUGAAUUAAAUAUAAUAUGAAAAUAAACAAUUAUAAUUUUUU
Molecule: messenger RNA, 1582 nt
Organism: Danaus plexippus (monarch butterfly)
Lineage: Eukaryota; Metazoa; Arthropoda; Insecta; Lepidoptera; Nymphalidae
Product: cytochrome P450 4C1-like
Exons: 10
Coding region: 93-1544 (483 amino acids)
Molecular function (GO): iron ion binding; monooxygenase activity; oxidoreductase activity, acting on paired donors, with incorporation or reduction of molecular oxygen
Source: RefSeq, a predicted model, not a curated record